CCAGUUUUAAUUACAGUUUUACAAACUAAUUUGAUUAAAAUUAACUAUUUUACUAAAAUCCUACACUUACUCAUUAAAAGAUUUAUAAUAACUUUCAUUUAAUGCGUACAUCACACUCACUGAGUGCUAAUUUAUUUUUCGUAAAUAAUAAAUUCUUAUUACGCAUGCGCCGACCAGUAACUAACGCAUGCGUUAACUCAAAACAAAAAUGGCGGAAAGUGCCAGCCAAAAGAGCUACCAAAAUUCUGGUUUGAUUUAAAUUAAGAACAGAAACCAAAUUUUAAAUAAAUUCCAAACCAAAAAAGCAAGACCAUUCGAAAUACGAAAUGUAAAAGUAUUGUUUUGUGUUCAGUAAGACACCGCUUUUGUAAAUAAGUUGACAGAUCUGUGGCUAGUGAAGAUGAGGUCUCGUGACGUACUGAAAUUGUAGCAACGAUAUUGACUCUCUUUGCUUUAUGACGUAGCAAGAAAAAUAAGCAUUUCAAAAAUGGAAUGACAACAGAAUAAACACGAAACAAUUCUCGUUUAAAAGGUUACAUAGACAGUCCUGAAACUAAAAUUGGAGAAUAAUGUUGAAAAUAAAUGAAAAAAGGACAGCCUCGUGAAAAAUGGACAAAAACAAGAAAAAGAACCAUUUUAAUGGAAAAUAUAAGAAAAAUGGCAAAAACGAGGCUUACAAAACGGAAGACGAUAUCAUCACUACGUGCUGUCUCUGCGUUAAAACAAGAAAGGGGAAAAAGAAGAGUUUGAUCGCUGGUUGUGUCACUAAUUUGGGUAUUUUUGUUUUACUUCUAGCGUACACGUUGUUGGGCGCGUUUAUCUUCUUAGCUAUAGAAGGGAAUUCUUCAAAAAUCCAUCAGAAAACACUCGCGACCACAUCUUAUCAAGUUAACGAUAAAAAUUCAGUGCCCUCAACAAAGUUGAACAGUAGUAUAAGUCAAGCUAGCGCGGAACUUCGAUCACAGACGGUCGAAAGUAUUUGGGAAAUCACAGUUUCAUUAAACAUACUUUACAAAGAGAACUGGACUAGACUGGCAGCACAAGAGAUAGCAAGAUUUCAAGAGAAGUUAGUAGCUAGAGUCGCAGCUGAUGUUUCAGCUCAGUAUGGAGGAGCAAGAGCACUGGAAUCAGCACCAGAUUUGGUUGUUGACGACUAUGAAUGGAAUUUCGCGAAAGCUUUCCUGUAUUCAUUGACCGUUUUAACAACUAUAGGCUACGGCAGCGUUGCACCACGUACGGCACUUGGUAAGGCGGUCACCAUAGGAUAUGCAGUAAUUGGCAUACCGUUGACGCUUCUUUACCUCUCCGUAGUAGGGGCACUUUUAUCGAGGCUAGCCCGAAACGUGUUCAGCAGAGCCUUGUGUUGCUGUUUAUGCACAAAGUGCGGCUACUGUUGCCUUGAUGAAAGAACAAUAGCAAACAAAGAACGCAAAGAAAAGGUGAAAAGGCAGGACGAUUACAGAAAUCAGACUUUACAUCUACAAGAACCGUAUUAUGUACGGUCGCCUUCCGGUACUAUAAUUUCUGCGUCACAAGCACACAGCGUUAGCACAGCUUCGGUAAAAGACAAAAAUCAGGGUUUGAGUUUUUUAAGGGAUUGUGAUUCGUUAAGUUGCACCGAAACGGACUCUAAAGUUUCGUUGCGUGGAUUUUCAAUACUAGCACCGGUUUGCUUGUGCCUCGCCGCCAUAUUUACGUAUAUAUUUUUUGGGGCCUUGGUCCUCUAUCAACUUGAAGGCUGGAGUCCCAUCGAUGGUGUUUACUUCUGUUUUAUGAGUCUCAGUACUAUUGGAUUUGGACACUUGGCUCCCGGGGCAACUCAAAGAAAUGGCGCAUCGACUGGCACUGUCUGGUUUUGUUCAAUCUACAUCAUGACUGGUCUAGCAUUGACUGCGAUGUGCUUUAACGUCUUACACGAUGAAAUCGUUCACCGGCUUAGGCAUCACGAGAAAGUAUUAAAGGCAAACUCACAGAAGAUGUUAACAUCCGAGUUUCUUCAUAGGUCUUGACGAGAUGAAGGCGGGACCGUUACAGAUGAUACCAUAAUUAAUUCUGAAGGUGAAUCUUUACCUGAAGUUUUGCACCAUAUAGGUUCAAGAUAUGAUGGCGGAGCUAUUCGCCGGACAGUAUACACUCUUAGAGAGGAGAAAGAGCCAGAGCGUGUGACCCCUAUGUAAUUAGUCUUGUGAUUUUGGUUAAACCAUUUUAGUGAGUGAGUGUGUGGUGGUAAUGUUAGUGAUGUCGAAUUAAAAUGGCAAGCGUGUGUUUAUCUCAGAGUAUUAAUAGUAAUAAGAUUGUUUUUAAUAAAUGAUUUUGUAGAUGAGACAGUAUUAGAACUUUUUAUUGGAGAUUAUAAUUCAAAUGAAAGCAAACAAAGUUCUUAGUAAUGUGAAAUUCAGAACAAAAACGAAUACAUACGAAAAAUUAAAUUGACUGAACUUGUAUGUUAAUUAUUUUAUUUAGAAGAUAUAAUAAAUUAGAAGACUUUAAUUGUAUUUAACAUUGAUAGUUAUAAUAUGAUUAUAAAAAAAUAUAUUUAACUAUCGUUAUCACUCAAAAUUAAUUUGAUAGUAAAAACAUGAGGUAUUUGUAAAAUUAAUUUUAUUUACAAUAAUUUAAUUAUGAUCAAAGCUCUUAUAUCCUGAUUUGUGUGCCAAAUUGUCACUUUAUUGUUACACACUAAAUGAAAAUGUAUUUUUGUCGUAUCUUACAAUAACGGAUCAACACUGAGACAAACUUGUUACGGUCUAGAUUAAUAAUUGAAAAGUUUAAAACGGUCUCUAAGUCACCCACAAACGACUUAUCAUUUAAAGAACAUCCUUUACUGUAAUUGAAUGUAAUGUUUACUAGCUCUCCGCGAUUAUAAUCCUUAAAUGUUACAAAACCACAACUUUGGUAUAAGUAAAGGCGCCCAAAUUUUCGUGUGUUAAUGGUACUAUGAUAGAAUUCUUCCCAGCAAUAUUUCCAAAUAACAUCAUAAUCCGGUGGACGCUAAAGGGCAAACGUACAAAACGUUUUUUUUUUUUUUUGUUAUAAAGAUAUUGGAGAAAAAUUAUGGUAUUAUUAUUAUCGGUCCUUGAAAAUUUCAAUCUGAUUGGAUAUUUUGAUAUUGGUGAAAAUCACGUUGGAGCAGCAGAGGUCGGCAACCUUUUGAGUGGCAAAAGCCAAAAAUUACAAUUUACAAAAUUCCAAAGUUUUUAAAAAGCCAAAGUUUUGAAAAAAAAAAAAAACUGUCAACAAUAAAAUUAAAUAGUACUUGCAUUAAUACAUUUUUUUUAUAAAAAAAAACAAAUCUAAUUUUUCAUAAGAAAAAUAUAUAUUUGUAAGCUUGAGGGUAGACAUUAUCUUGUUGAACACCAAGUAAAACGAUGUCACUUUUUGGUUCCUGAUUUAAUCAACAAUAUGUGAUCUUAACAAUUCACUUUAACACUUGUCCAACUUUAACCAGUACGUACAACAGUCACUGAAUCACACAACGUAACAAGGAUAUAGUAAGUGCACCAGGCAAGCGCAGUCCAACGAAUGUUCAUUUCAUUUUUUUUUUUUUUUUUUUUUCCUACCUAAGCUGAGAGCCUUGAGAGGCUAUGUCAGCGUAACCCUAACUUUUGUAGGUGAGCUCACGGGGCUCAAACCUGAUGACGUUGCUAACACGAACCCUAGCAAGAGCCGUGCUUCGCAGAAUCUACCACCGGAUCGGAAACGCGACCCACUGAGAAGAUCCGGCGAGAAACUCAGUGGGCUGUGUCUGGGAGUUAAUUUACUCGUCGAGCCCUUCGUCGCAAGCGACGGGUUCGACGAGAACGGUGACCCCCCCGAUUACUCUCUUUAGACAACCCAUACCCUGGACCAGGAAGGUCAAGUACCUGGGCGUUACCCUGGAUGCAUCGAUGACAUUCCGCCCGCAUAUAAAAUCAGUCCGUGACCGUGCCGCGUUUAUUCUCGGUAGACUCUACCCCAUGAUCUGUAAGCGGAGUAAAAUGUCCCUUCGGAACAAGGUGACACUUUACAAAACUUGCAUAAGGCCCGUCAUGACUUACGCGAGUGUGGUGUUCGCUCACGCGGCCCGCACACACAUAGACACCCUCCAAUCCCUACAAUCCCGCUUUUGCAGGUUAGCUGUCGGGGCUCCGUGGUUCGUGAGGAACGUUGACCUACACGACGACCUGGGCCUCGAAUCAAUUCGGAAAUACAUGAAGUCAGCGUCGGAACGAUACUUCUAUAAGGCUAUGCGUCAUGAUAAUCGCCUUAUCGUUGCCGCCGCUGACUACUCCCCGAAUCCUGAUCAUGCAGGAGCCAGUCACCGUCGACGCCCUAGACACGUCCUUACGGAUCCAUCAGAUCCAAUAACCUUUGCAUUAGAUGCCUUCAGCUCUAAUACUAGGGGCAGGCUUAGGGACCCCGGUAACCGUACUCGUCGAACUCGACAAAGAGGUCGACGUGCAACCUAACCCAUGCAUCAGCCCGCUGAGUUUCUCGCCGGAUCUUCUCAGCGGGUCGCGAUUCCGAUCCGGUAGUAGAUUCAUUCGCGAAACAAUUGCUCUUGAGUUGUUAGGUCUCCAUCGGAGGCGCUCGGGCAGUUGUUAGCAAAUCCCACCCCUCUUGGCUGAGCCUUUGCUCGCCCACCUGUCCUGGUGAAACUGGAAAGGCCUUCGGGCCACCAGUAAACUUUCAAUCAUAAAAAAAAAAAAAAAAAAAAAAAAAGAACGGUGACCGGUGCUUGAAGUACCUAGAAGCACCGUUAGUGGAUCGGGAGGAUCCGAGAUGACGUGUUUUGGGCGACGUCGACUGCUUUCCAUUCUGUCCGCAGGAUCGGGAAUGUAGUUACCGGCGGCCACGAUGAGAGGGUUCUCGUGUCGUGCCGCUUUAUCGAAGUGGCGCGUAGACGCCGACUGCAUAUACUUACUGGUGGACUCUAAGUCCAGGUCGUCAUGGAGGUCGACGUUCCUGACGAACCACGGGGCUCCGACGGCUAUCCUGCAAAAACGGGAUUGAAUAACUUGGAAUGAUUUUAAGUGUAUGCGGGCCGCGUGAGCGAACACUACACUUGCAUAGGUCAUGACGGGGCGUAUGCAAGUUUUGUAGAGUGUCACCUUAUUUCUAAGGGACAUUUUACUUCGCCUACAUAUCAUCGGGUAGAGACGUCCUAGAAUGAAGGCGGCACGGUCGCGUACCGUCUUGAUGUGGGGGCGGAAUGUCAUCCUACUGUCGAGGGUGACGCCUAAAUAUUUGACCUUCGGGGCCCACGGUAUGGGCUGGUCGAACAUCGGUUCAUUUCAAGGCACGUUCCGCCUUUUUAUACUAGCCGGCGCAGCUGGCUUAUGAGUCACCUCUGUUGCAGCUGUUGUUUACGAGUGGAACGACACGGCCGGCGCACCUGGUCUGUGUGAGUCACUCCUAUUGCACGUGCUAUAUAACAUAAAUAUCGUUAACGCCGUCAUAUUUAUUCUUAAGUAAGUUGUGUUUUUUUAAAACAAAUUAGACAGCAUAUAUGUGGUAUUAUUAGAUAAUCACUUAUUAUUUAAGUAAAAAAUGAAAACAAUUAAACAUUUACUUACAACAAUGGGCUGAGAGAUAGAAAUGAUGCCCAAUCCUCGUUAGUCGAUUCAGAACAAUUAUAUAAGUUUUUUUUUUUUUUUUUAUAUAAAAUAAAUAAUAUAUAUGUAGAGAACUAACGAGCAUGUGGCUCGCGAGCUGCAGCUUGCCGACCCCUGCGUUGAAGGAUUCUGUUGCAUAGUUGAAGCCAAUUAAUGGUUUUUUUGUUACGUAAUUGGAUGGAAGAGCUCAUUGCAUAUCACAACGAGAAUACUACCCUCCCACCUACCUUAAUACAAAAGGUUGAAGUCGCUAUUGUAUUGUAGAGGGAUGAGAGUUUUACGGUAGUAAUAGGCGGUAGAGUGGUACUUACCCGUGCAAGCUUAUAGAACAUCUUACACUUUAAAACAUAUUAAUUUAUUAAAUUGAUUUGACCAUUCCACUUAAAAAUGACCUGUAGCUAUAUCCUUGUUUUUUGUACCCGAAAGACACAAAACAAAACAAAAAAUGCCGAUUUGUAUUAUAAAUCAAUUAAAAUAAAACCAUAAUACUGUGAAAUAUACUGAUUCAAAUCGGUAAUCGAAUCCGGACCCCAUGACCAACGUAUGAGAUAUCUGGCAGGUUUAAUUCUCGAAUAGUCUCAUAGUUGUGGUAUUUCAUAAAAUUACUAACAUUCGUCAUUCCAACCGUAACAAAGUUUUCUCGUAAACGUGUUUCUAUUUAUUUAUUUUGUAUAAUAUGUAGUAGUUAACAAAGAAAAAUAUUGUUAUUAUAUUUUUCUGUUCGAACUGUUAAGGUAACUAAUUAUUUGUAUAGUAAAAAAAAGACUGUCAUAAGCCAUUAAAACAAGAAACGUCAUGUGAUGUUUUCAAGCAUAAAAUUGUAUUUAAAUAUGUUAGCAACCAAAUAAGAUAGUGAUCCCCAGAAUUAAUGAAGUGUGUGUUUUAAAUAAGGUAUAGAAAAAUGACAACCUGAACAAAGGAAAUGAUCAUUGAGCAGUAUGAGUUUUUUAAGACUUUAAAAAUAGUUUGUACUUAUUAUUUGUGAUAUUGAUAAAUAUGUAAAACUCAAUUGUAAUAUAGAAAAUAAAAAAAUCUAAUU
Molecule: messenger RNA, 6633 nt
Organism: Bombyx mori (domestic silkworm)
Lineage: Eukaryota; Metazoa; Arthropoda; Insecta; Lepidoptera; Bombycidae
Product: potassium channel subfamily K member 18
Exons: 3
Coding region: 609-2009 (466 amino acids)
Biological process (GO): potassium ion transmembrane transport; stabilization of membrane potential
Cellular component (GO): plasma membrane
Molecular function (GO): outward rectifier potassium channel activity; potassium ion leak channel activity
Source: RefSeq, a predicted model, not a curated record